GACAACAUCUACAACCAACUUCGUAUCCUAAUUUUUGUGAUUUCCUAGCUGAAAUUCAAGAAUUAUAUUCACUUGAAAUUAAACUUGGUAUUUCUGAGAGUGAAACGGUUUUAGCUAGCUAGAAACGAAAGGAUCUUUAAUUUCAAGUCAUCACAAUGAACUAACUGGCUUCAACUGUGAAAAUACUCAACACUUCACAGCUUAAGGUUAAUAACUUCCAACCUGUCAAUCCCAUCGUGGUCACGAUUUACCCUGUACCAACACCAAACAUUCCAACCACGCAAAAUGGACAACGUUAAAGAUUUGUUGGCCAAAUAUGGCUCUGCAAUCUACACACACCGAGAGAUGAUUAAAUUGGAAAUCCAUGUUAUCCUCGCCGCUCUCUUCCCCAUCUAUAUCGGAUCACAUGCAUCACUUCAACGCCCUCCUUCCGCCUCGCCACCUCGCAAAUCCUCUUCUUCCGAUAGUCUCCAAACUUCAGAUGAAGAAGAUGAAGAAGAAUCCAGAGCUCAGAUGGAGGGUAUGACGCCUUCUGAUGCUAUCAUCUUUCCACUUCUUGCUGCUGUGGCGUUGGGAAGUCUCUAUUUUAUUAUUAAAUGGUUGGACGAUCCUGCCAUUCUCAAUAAGAUAUUGGGGUGGUAUUUUUCUGCUCUGGGGAUUUUUGGAGUAGGGAGAUUGGCAAAGGAUUCGUUGGAUGUGGGAGUGGGAUUUAUAUUUCCCAAUGUGUGGACGAGGGGAAAUAGCAUUUUUCAUGUUGAUCAGAAAUCGAGACGACAAGUUUCUGAUGAUGGACAGGGAACGUUGGUCAAUGUUGGAGUUGUGCAUCCUCUUCCUGGACGACUUUCAAAGCUCCGUUUGCCACAAAGAAUCACGGAUCUGUUGUGGGAUGUUCGUGGUCUUUUGAGAACAAAUUAUACGCUCAAUCUUCACAUCAAGACUAUACUUCCUCAUCAAAAGUCUCCGAUCAAAUUUACAUCCCUUCUCGGUCUGUUGAUAGGUAUCGCCACAAUCACAGCUUACAACAUGCUGAAUGCACCAUGGUAUCUUACAAAUCUUAUGGGAUUUGGGUUUUGCUAUGGAUCUCUUCAACUUAUGUCUUUGACUACAUUCUUCACUGGCUCAUUAGUUCUCUUCGGACUUUUCUUUUACGAUAUCAUUAUGGUUUUCUAUACGCCUCUAAUGGUCACUGUGGCUACUACUCUGGAUGUUCCAAUCAAACUUGUGUUUCCAGCAGGUGAGAGCGGAAGAGGUAGUAUGUUGGGAUUAGGAGACAUUGUUUUACCAGGAAUCUUAGUUGCGUUGGCAUUGAGAUUCGAUUUGUAUCUGCAUUAUUUGUAUUUACAGAAAUCAACAUCUCCCACCGUUUCCCCUUCCACAACCUCAAAGAAGGCCACAGAAAUCUCAACAACUCCCAAUUUCCCAUCCCAAAAACCAGCCUACAGACCAGCAACCGGUCUCUGGGGUGAACGUUUCUGGACCUCUUCCUUUUCACCUCUCUCCUCUUCCUCCCUCAAAACAGGCGUCGAAGGAACUCGUUUCCCAAAACCUUAUUUCAAAGCAGCUCUUGUGGGGUACAUCAUUGGAAUGCUUGUGACAUUAUUCGUUAUGAAUGUGUGGAAACAUGCACAGCCAGCUCUCUUGUAUCUGGUUCCUGGCGUCGUAUUUAGUUUGUGGGGAACGGCGGCUGUGAGAGGAGAAUUAAGAGUUAUGUGGGAGUUUACUGAGGAUGGGAGUUUGUCGGAUGAGGGCAAGAAGGAUGAAGGGAAGAAGGAUGAGGAUGAGAAGAAGGUUGAAGGAGGAGGAAAGGAGAAAAUAGACGAGAAAAAUGGGAAGAAAGAAGACGAUAAAGUGAAGGAAAAGCAAAUCUCAAACGGAGAAGCAACAGAGGAGAAAAAACACGAAGAAAUCAAAACCAAACUCGCGGAAGCGAUCGAUACGCGAAUGAACGAUUCAGAUGCGAGCUCGAUACUAUCCGACGGGUCGAUUUCGUGGCCGGAAGAUAAUGGAAAUGAAAACGCGAGUGAAGCAGAUGAUGAAUCGACAUACGAUAGGUUGGAAAAGGAAAAGCAUGAAAGGAUUGAGAAAACGGCGAGAAAGGAAUUGAAGGCGAAGGAGAAGAAGCGGGAGAAGAAAAAGGAAAUGGAAGAUCAGAUUUUCCUCUUUUCUAUCACGGGACCGGGAUCAAGGGGUGCGGAGAGGAAAGGGGAGAAGACGAAAGUAAAUGGAGAGGGGGAGGGAAAGAAAGAUAGAUGAAAUGUUGAGGAGGGUGAAGGAGUCAGUACCAAGAGAAAUCAAAACAACUAGAAAUAUCUAGUACUCAGAGAACGGGAAUGACAAGUUCAUAUGUAUCUACCCUUUAUACCAUAGCAAAGCACAGCACAGCACAGCACAGCAUGGAAAGGACAAAAGAGGAAAGAUGAAAAAGCUCUAGAUAAUAUUACAUCAUAACAUAAAUAAAUAAGUAAAUAGAUGUAUAGUUUACAUAUCACAUCACAUCGAAUCCCAAACCAAAAAUAUCA
This is a messenger RNA of Botrytis cinerea B05.10, 2519 nucleotides long. RefSeq lists its product as hypothetical. Gene Ontology annotation, cellular component: membrane; lumenal side of endoplasmic reticulum membrane; cytoplasmic side of endoplasmic reticulum membrane. Gene Ontology annotation, molecular function: aspartic endopeptidase activity, intramembrane cleaving. Gene Ontology annotation, biological process: membrane protein proteolysis. The coding region runs from base 286 to 2253 and encodes 655 amino acids. The record is from RefSeq and is a predicted model, not a curated record. Lineage: Eukaryota; Fungi; Ascomycota; Leotiomycetes; Helotiales; Sclerotiniaceae. The transcript has a single exon.